Molecule: messenger RNA, 2129 nt
Organism: Bufo gargarizans (Asiatic toad)
Lineage: Eukaryota; Metazoa; Chordata; Amphibia; Anura; Bufonidae
Gene: BANK1
Product: B cell scaffold protein with ankyrin repeats 1
Exons: 10
Coding region: 51-2129 (692 amino acids)
Biological process (GO): negative regulation of B cell activation; negative regulation of phosphatidylinositol 3-kinase/protein kinase B signal transduction; B cell activation
Molecular function (GO): signaling receptor binding; protein tyrosine kinase binding
Source: RefSeq, a predicted model, not a curated record
UCUUUUAGGCCUUUAAUGUGUAUACGUUGGAAGAACUUGAUAAGGUGUUGAUGAAGUCAUUAAAAAACAAGCUUUCAUCUUGUGACUAUAACCUUCACGAGCACAGGAUAAGUGGCAGCUCAGAAGAAAUACCCACUUUACUGCACUGUGCCGCAAAGCUUGGACUCAAAGAGGUGGCACUUUUGCUAAUGCAAAGCCCAGCAGCAGAUUCCAUUUGCAGAAUCACUAACAAAUAUGGGGAUGAUCCAGCUAAAAUGGCUGAAAAGUAUGGACAUCAAGAUAUCCAGGAUAUCAUUAAUCAACUAUUUGAAAAACAGAAAGCUAAUCAGACUGACAUUCCUUGGGAACCGGCGGAGUUUGAACAAGAAGAUGUUUAUGUGGACAUGGUUGAGUGUGCUGCCCAUCAACAAUCUUCAAAAGAUUCAUGUUUAAUUGACAAUGAAAUGGACAUGGAUGCAAUUAAUGAAAUGGAACAUAAAGAAAACAAGGAGGAAUAUGUUAAAGAGCAUGUGGAGAACAAGGUUUCAGACAGGAUGCUGGAAGUGACUAAUGAGUAUUGCUUUUUAAUCCCUGCUGACAAUCCCUCAAGAACCUUUAAAACUGAUGACCCUUGUUUGCAAGAUGAGACAUACAAGACAGAUAAAGAGGAAGAAUGGUUUAUUAGUGAACCCAACUGUGAAGACCCUGACUGGCAGAAUACAGAAUGUGAACAGAAUUCUAAAUGCCCUUAUGAAAAUAUGUAUGAUCCUAUGUCAGUUUAUUCUGUUACUGAAGAACUGCCAAGCAAAGAAGACAUUGAAGGUUUGAAUGCAAGUCCGCCUCCAGAACAGGAUCUAAUAGCGCAGCGAGGCUGCUUUAAAGGUGAAGAUUUCAACAUGGAGAAUACGUCACAAGAAGCGCAUGAUAAACAUUCAGAUGAGCAACCAUUGAAUGGAAAUGAUGAAGAACCGGCUUUAAUCGCUUCUACUGAGGACAAUGUGUACAUCAUAUUUGAGAACAGCAUUAAAGAUACACAAAGAGCACAGACACAUUUUAUCUCACAAAACCUGGUUACUCCAGAGCCGUCAUCAACUACUACAAUGGCUAGUGGCACAUCUUUUAUCUCUCAAGAAGAAAGAAUAGAUGACAAUGAAUUGGUGUCACAUGGUGAAUUGGAUGAAUACUCAGACAAAGUAAAUGAUCAUAAAGACAAUGAAGAGUCACUGGUAGUUGCUUUCAUUGAGGACGAUGCAUACAUUGUAUUUGAACCCAGUGUGAAGCAUAAACAAAGGGGUCAACCACCUUUUAUUUCUCAUAAGUCAACAUCUCCUGAGGCUGCUUCAAAUUCCACAACAGAAAGUGGUGCAUCCUACAUUGCUCAAGAGGAAAGAAGAGACGACAAUGAAGUAAUGUCACAUGGUGAACUGGAUGAGUUCUCUGGAAAUUAUCAUAAAGACGAUGAAGAAUCAUUGAUAGUUGCUUCCAUUGAGGACGAUGCAUACAUUGUAUUUGAACCCAUUGUGAAGAAUAAACAAAGGGGGCAACCACCUUUUAUUUCUCAUAAGUCAGCCUCUCCAGAGGCUGCAUCAAAUUCUACAACAGAAAGUGGUGCAUCAUACAUUGCUCAAGCUGAGGGAAUAGAUGAAAGGCCUAGUACGCAGUUGUGUUGGGAAGGGUAUGAGGACAAUGAAGAAGACCCAUAUAGUUUAAUUUAUAAUGAUGAUGAUGAACUGUACAUUGAGUUACCUUAUGAAACUGCAGAAGAAGAGAACCCAAGAGAAAGAAAAUCUUUUAUUGUACACAGAGCUCCAGCCCCUGCACCACGCCCACAAACUACAGCUCCAGAUAUCGAAGACUCCUACAUCUCACGAGUGCAGAAUAGCAAUUGUAGUCCAUCCAAUGAUAUCAAGGCACAGUCCCAAGGCAGGUCACAGUGCAGUCUCUUACCAAAAUCUCUAUAUAGGCAAUCAGCAACAAUUAUGAUAAUAGAAGUAGCAAUACCUGAGCUCCUUCUAAACACUUUGCAACCUUUCCAAGAUGAUCACAAGCAUGCAAAACUCACAAAAUAUGGUAGGUGUCCCAGACUUAAAACCAUCCACUCAGGGAUUGUUCUCUCAGUAGGAAUGAUGCUUCUCAUGGAGAUAAACUAG